UUUAGUCUUGCUGGAUCUCCGUCCAAUAGCAUAACGACUUUUAAAAUUACGUCAGCAAGCAACAAGAAGUUUCCAAAAUGGUGCUGGAAAGUACGAUGGUCUGUGUGGACAACAGUGAAUACAUGCGGAACGGAGACUUCCUACCGACCAGACUACAGGCUCAGCAGGACGCGGUCAACAUCGUCUGUCACUCCAAGACCCGCAGCAACCCCGAGAACAAUGUCGGCCUCAUGACCAUGGCGAACAACUGCGAGGUCCUGACCACUCUGACCCCGGACAGCGGACGCAUCCUGUCCAAACUGCACGCCGUUCAGCCCAAAGGGAACAUCUGCUUCUGCACGGGCAUCAGGGUCGCUCACUUGGCUCUGAAACACAGACAAGGAAAGAACCACAAAAUGAGGAUCAUAGCGUUUGUUGGGAGUCCUGUGGAGGAUAAUGAAAAAGAUCUGGUCAAGUUGGCGAAGCGCCUAAAAAAAGAAAAAGUGAACGUGGAUAUCAUCAACUUUGGAGAGGAGGAGGUGAACACGGAGAAGCUGACCGCUUUCAUCAACACUCUGAACGGGAAGGAGGGGACGGGCUCCCACCUGGUCACGGUUCCCCCGGGGCCCAGUCUGGCAGACGCUCUGCUCUCCUCCCCCAUCCUGGCGGGUGAAGGAGGCUCCAUGAUCGGACUCGGUGCCAGUGACUUUGAGUUUGGUGUGGAUCCCAGUGCCGACCCAGAGCUGGCCCUGGCUCUGCGCGUCUCGAUGGAGGAGCAGCGGCAGCGGCAGGAGGAGGAGGCCCGGAGAGCGGCCGCCGCCUCUGCGGCCGAGGCCGGCGUGCCGACGCCCAGUGCAGACGAGUCCGAAGACGCCCUGUUGAAGAUGUCCGUCUCUCAGCCGGAGAGCGGCUCGGCGGCGCUGCCAGACUUCAGCAGCAUGACCGAGGAGGAGCAGAUCGCCUACGCCAUGCAGAUGUCUCUGGCUGGGGGAGAGUACGGGGACAUGGACACGGGAGCCCCCAUGGACACGGGCGAGUCGGCAAAGGACGAAGACGACUACGAUGUGAUGCAGGACCCGGAGUUCCUCCAGAGUGUGCUGGAGAACCUGCCCGGCGUGGAUCCAAACAACGAGGCCAUCCGGAACGCCAUGGGCUCCCUCGCCUCCCAGACGGGAAACAAGCCGGACGACAAAAAGGAGGAGGAGAAGAAGAAAUGAUGGGAGGAGGAGGAGGAAGGUUUCAGACAUUGCUGAUGCUCCUGCAGGACAUGAGACCCAAAGACCUCCAGACAGUUCAGAGGCCCGGUUCUCUUUAUAGCAUCAAAUAAAAAAGUUCUGCCCUCCAUCCCCCCAUAGAUCAGUCUGUGGUUGGUAGUUCGACUCCCUCCGGUUCUGUCUGUUUUUGCAAUAAAAGCCGUGUGUCAAUCUGC
This is a messenger RNA of Oryzias latipes (Japanese medaka), 1408 nucleotides long. Its product is annotated as 26S proteasome non-ATPase regulatory subunit 4. Gene Ontology annotation, biological process: proteasome-mediated ubiquitin-dependent protein catabolic process. Gene Ontology annotation, molecular function: polyubiquitin modification-dependent protein binding. Gene Ontology annotation, cellular component: cytosol; nucleus; proteasome regulatory particle, base subcomplex. Lineage: Eukaryota; Metazoa; Chordata; Actinopteri; Beloniformes; Adrianichthyidae. The record is from RefSeq and is a predicted model, not a curated record.